This is a messenger RNA of Erythranthe guttata (spotted monkey flower), 1848 nucleotides long. It is a transcript of the gene PSY, whose product is annotated as PHYTOENE SYNTHASE. The record is from RefSeq and is a predicted model, not a curated record. Gene Ontology annotation, molecular function: geranylgeranyl diphosphate synthase activity; squalene synthase [NAD(P)H] activity. Gene Ontology annotation, biological process: biosynthetic process. NCBI's taxonomy places the organism in Eukaryota, Viridiplantae, Streptophyta, Magnoliopsida, Lamiales, Phrymaceae.
CCUCCUCCUCGUUUCCACAACAAGAGAGAGAAAGUUAGAGAGAGAAGCUAGAGAGAGAGAGAGAGAAAAAUGUCACUCACAUAAAAAACACACACCUCUCUUCUUCUUUGCAGAAAAGACAAGACGCUUUUCUCGUCUGGAACACAGUAUACAACAGUAAACCAACCCUUCUUCUACUAAUCAAAGAAUCUCUCUCCACAAACAAGGUUGAAUUGCUGCGCAAGGGACUCAGAUUUCUUGAUUUCUAAUUUUGGCUCUUCUUUUGAUUUCUCUGUUUUAGAAACUAUCUCCAAAAAGAAAGAGAAAAAAAACCCUGUAAUUCUUCAAACCAACGAAGUUCUAGAGAGAGAAAGUUCUAGAGAGAGAGAGAGAGAUUCGACCAUGUCGGUAGCUUUGCUGUGGGUGGUAUCUCCCACAUCGGAAUUCUCAAAUGGCACCGUGUUCCUCGAUUCCUUUCGAGCUGUCGCUAGGUGCAACAAUCUAAUAAAAAAGGGUCAGAAAAAGAGUCGAAAAUUCGGCUCAACGAACGCAGAUUCGGGGUACAGAUCGAGCAGAUUCUCUAUAACCAAUAGCAUGAUAGCUACUCCAGCUGGCGAAAUCGCCUUAUCGUCCGAGCAGAAAGUCUACGAUGUGGUCUUGAAGCAAGCAGCUCUGGUUAAGAGACGGAUUAAAAAAUCGAACGAGGAUUUGGAAGUGAAGCCGGAUAUUGUUCUUCCCGGUACGGUUACCUUGUUGAGUGAAGCUUACGAUCGAUGCCGUGAAGUUUGCGCAGAAUACGCCAAGACGUUUUAUCUCGGAACGUUGCUAAUGACACCCGAGAGGCGAAGAGCUAUAUGGGCGAUGUACGUGUGGUGUAGGAGAACCGACGAACUCGUAGACGGUCCAAACGCGUCGCAUAUAACUCCAACCGCAUUGGAUAGAUGGGAAGACAGGCUGGACGAUAUUUUCAGCGGGCGACCUUUCGACAUGCUCGACGCCGCUUUGUCCGAUACCGUUACUAGGUUUCCUGUCGACAUCCAGCCAUUUAAAGAUAUGAUUGACGGUAUGAGAAUGGACCUGUGGAAAUCGAGAUACAAGAACUUCGACGAGUUGUAUCUCUACUGUUACUAUGUAGCUGGUACUGUUGGAUUAAUGAGUGUGCCGAUUAUGGGCAUAGCACCCGAAUCGCAGGCUACAACGGAGAGUGUGUAUAAUGCUGCUUUGGCUUUAGGUCUGGCUAAUCAGUUGACCAAUAUUCUCCGAGAUGUUGGUGAAGAUGCGAGGCGAGGAAGAGUGUAUCUACCGCAGGAUGAGCUGGCGCAGGCGGGACUAUCCGAUGAAGAUAUAUUCGCCGGGAAAGUGACGGAUAAAUGGAGAAAUUUUAUGAAGAAGCAAAUUGCUAGGGCGAGGAAAUUCUUCGACGAUGCAGAGAGUGGUGUCACUGAGCUAAGCGCAGCUAGUAGAUGGCCUGUGUGGGCAUCGUUGCUUCUGUAUAGACAAAUACUGGACGAGAUAGAAGCGAACGACUACAACAAUUUCACGAGGAGGGCUUAUGUUAGCAAACCGAAGAAGAUUCUUGCUCUGCCGCUUGCAUAUGCAAAGUCGCUUGUUCCUCCGUCGUCCAAACCCUCGUCUACUCUUGUAAAGACAUGAGUAGAACAUUUCACCAUCAAUCUAUAUAUAUAAUAUAUAAUAAUAUAUAUAUAAGUUUAUUAUUUGUUACUGAAGUAUACAGUUGUGAAGGAAAAAGACCAGAUACUUUUGUACAUCCAAGUAAUUGUGGCAAUUUAGUGAGAAAUUGAAAUAUAGAAAGUAGCAUAUUGACUUGUUUGUUUCUCUCCUGAAAAAAUGGAGGGCUUUGUUGUGUUC